AAAUCUCGCCCAUUGCUUGUCAGCUUGUGAAAUGUUCAGCUUUGCCCUUAUUCUUUUUCUCUCGCUUUUUCUAACUCAGUCAUGUGCUGCAGACGAGCUUACUGUCUCCUAUUGCAAAGACACGGCAGUUGGAGAAUGGCGGAAUGUUGCCAGAGAGAUGUUUUCCAUGACAAGAGUGGGAAUGGCUGAACUGUAUUGCGAUAAUGUUUUGCGAAACGAUAUUGUCUUAGCGACAUUUGUCAAUGGUCAUUAUGAACAGCAUGUGAAAUCACAAGGGGAUAACAUACACACAUACCUAGCCAACAUCUUAAGGAAAGUGAGUAGUGCUGCUAUUAUCACAGUGAGUGAAGAAAGUGAACUGCAAGAGCAUCUAAAAAAGGACCAAGAUGCUUUUGUAGCAUACAUAAAAGGACAAGAUUCAAUAGACCAUCAAUCCUUUCAGCAAGCAGCAUUAUCAGUGGAAGUUCCUAGUAAUUUGCAAAUAAUCAUCACGCAUAGUCCUGUACUGCUUAAGAAGGACAUUAAGAAGAAGAUCCAUGUGUGGUAUGUAAAACAUGACAAGUGGAUUGAACUGGAUAUCCCAGUUGUUGGUGAUGAUGUCACCGCAGAUGAAGCUCGUUACAAAUUUACAACGCAUAUCAGGAACUUAAAGUACCCAACAAUAUUCACUUAUACUGGAGAUGACUAUGUUGACACAUAUAAAAACUCUUUGUUAGAUUAUGUGCUGGUACUGCACAAUACUAAACAACAGACUGAAGUCACUCAAAAAAUAGUUGAGCCAUUGUCAAGAGAGUUCCAACUCCACUUUGCUUUCAUACUAAUAGAUUGUGAAAAAUACCCAGUCAUGCUGGAUAGAUACAAAGCUGAAAACAAAACACUUCCUUUACUUAUAUCACUAAAAAAUGGGCAGAGUACUGGGAUUCACAUUGAUAAAGAAAAGGUACCAUACAAUGAUAUCGAAGCUCUUGUUGAAGUAUUGACAAUGAUAAAAGCUGAAGUUCAAGAGAUAUUAACAGUUGAUCCUGCUUACAUGGCUACUGUGAACACGAGUAAUAGUUCACAAGAUGAAGAACACAGACACACUGAGCUCUAAUGAUUAUAAUUAUAAUGGACACAAGCUUAUUAAAAAAGACACAUCAAUAACUAUUUUUGAAAUAAUGAUAAAUAUUUGAGUGUGCAAAAAUGAAGAAUAAAAAAAAACAAGCACAAACACCA
Molecule: messenger RNA, 1215 nt
Organism: Amphimedon queenslandica
Lineage: Eukaryota; Metazoa; Porifera; Demospongiae; Haplosclerida; Niphatidae
Exons: 9
Coding region: 32-1093 (353 amino acids)
Source: RefSeq, a predicted model, not a curated record